This is a messenger RNA of Rhinichthys klamathensis goyatoka, 1326 nucleotides long. It is a transcript of the gene arr3b, whose product is annotated as arrestin 3b, retinal (X-arrestin). The coding region runs from base 137 to 1231 and encodes 364 amino acids. The transcript is spliced from 14 exons. Gene Ontology annotation, biological process: visual perception; signal transduction; G protein-coupled receptor internalization. NCBI's taxonomy places the organism in Eukaryota, Metazoa, Chordata, Actinopteri, Cypriniformes, Leuciscidae. Gene Ontology annotation, molecular function: G protein-coupled receptor binding. The record is from RefSeq and is a predicted model, not a curated record.
AGACUAACUGGGAAACACACUAGCAAACCAACAACAACAGCUACAGAACGGUGCUCACGUGCAACAAUCAAGAGCAAAGCAGAGGACAUCCUCCAGGAACUUGGACACAGAAAGCUUCAACUGACUUUCCAUAACCAUGACAAAGGUUUUCAAGAAGACUAGUGGAAAUGGUUCGUUAUGCCUUUAUUUGGGGAAAAGAGACUUUGUGGACCAUGUGGAAAGUGUUGAUUCAAUUGAUGGGGUGCUCAAGAUUGAUCCUUCAGAUCUCAAUGGAAGGAAAGUGUGGGUACAGAUUGCAUGUGCCUUCCGCUAUGGAAAAGAUGAUCUGGAUGUGAUUGGAGUUUCCUUUAGGAAAGACAUCUGGAUAAAGCGCAUACAGAUGUAUCCCUUUGAGGGAACCAAGCCCCCAAAUACACCAAUGCAGGAAGCGCUUUUGAAGAAAGCUGGAGAUCAAGGACAUCCCUUCACUUUUGAUAUUCCAGUACGUCUUCCAUGCUCAGUGUCCCUUCAGCCAGCACCAGAGGAUGCCGGGAAGCCUUGCGGGGUUGACUAUGAAGUCAAAGCCUAUAUUGCAAAUGAAGCAGACAGCAUAGAUGAGAAAAUUGAAAAGAAGGACACUUGCCGUUUGAUCAUCCGCAAAAUCCAAUAUGCACCAAAUGAGAUAACAGCCGGACCCAAGGCCGAUCUCAACAAACAGUUUAUCACAGCAGACAAACCAAUUCACUUGGAAGCCUCCAUGGAGAAGGAGCUCUACUAUCACGGCGAUCCCAUUCCUAUCAAAGUCAAAGUGAACAAUGAGACCAGUAAAGUAGUGAAGAAAGUCAAGAUCAGUAUUUACCAAAUUACAGAUGUAGUGCUUUACUCAGCCGACAAAUACCACAAAUGUGUCCUGAAUGAAGAAUUUGGGGACCAAAUUAAUGCAAACUCCACCUUUGAGAAGGAAUAUAGUGUCAUUCCUCUGCUGGCCAAUAACAGAGAGAAACGUGGCCUCGCACUGGAUGGCAAACUGAAAGAUGAAGAUACCAACUUGGCUUCUUCAACAAUUCUGCAACCCGACAUGGAUAAGCAAAUCCAAGGCGUCAUUGUCUCCUACAAAAUAAAGGUUACCCUCAUGAUGGGAGGUGGUCUCUUGGGAAGCCUCACAUUAAGUGAUAUUACCGUUGAACUCCCCCUGGUUCUAAUGUCACCCAAACCAGCAGGUGAGAUUUCUGUUCUUCGAUAUCUGAAAUGAGGAUCCUAUGUGUGUGUGUGUGUGUGUGUGUGUGUGUGUGUGUGUGUGUGUGUGUGUGUGUGUGUGUGUGUGUGUGUGUGUGUGUGUGUGUGUGU